Molecule: messenger RNA, 2303 nt
Organism: Oryzias latipes (Japanese medaka)
Lineage: Eukaryota; Metazoa; Chordata; Actinopteri; Beloniformes; Adrianichthyidae
Gene: zpld1b
Product: zona pellucida-like domain containing 1b
Source: RefSeq, a predicted model, not a curated record
UCUCAACUAAUCUGGUUGAAACGUGUUAAGGAUAAUGACUUAGUUAAAAGGCAGGAGAUGAGUAAACAGGUGUGGUUGGGGGUAAUUUUUCGGUGUCUUUGUGUGUCUUUGAGGGAGGGAUGGUGAAGGAGGGAGUGGAAUGAAAUGAGCUGGAAAGAGGGAUGACCUCAAUUUAAAAAGGGUUGGGUAAAGGGUCAACACAAGCAGUAAAAGGUGCAGAGGGAACAGUGGAAGAAGGAUUAGGGGACCUGGAAGGAGGAGGCUGAACCGCAGUGAUCGAAGCAGCUAGAAGUAGACGAGGAGGCAGGGCAGCUUUGUUUUCCCAACAUUUCAUUUUGACAUAAAAGCCGUCUUCUGACAUCGAAUCGAGAAAUGAGGGCAUCGCAACGCUGACCCUCUGAAGAUGAUACUGGGCACACUUCUGUCAGGCGCCGAAAUGGCGCGAAUGGGCUUCAUUUUCCUGCUGAUGAGCAACGCAACCUCAGUCUCCACACAGUUCAACGGAUUCAACUGUGACGCCAAUUACCACAGCCGCUAUCCUGCUGAGAGGGACAUCAGUGUUUACUGUGGGGUUCAGACCAUCACCUUGAAGAUCAACUUUUGUCCAGUGCUCUACUCCGGCUACACCGCUGCAGAUCUGGCUCUGAACGGACACCACAGUGAUGCUCAGUGCAGAGGCUUUAUCAAUAACAACACGUUCCCCACAGCUGUGCUGUUCAGCAUCAGCCUCAGCACCCUGGAGGCCUGCGGUAACAGCCUAGUGGUCAGCACGGCCUACGGGACCAACGCCUACGGGAACAUGUCUCUGGUACAAAUUGGAAAUGUCUCGGGCUAUAUUGACACUCCUGAUCCACCCACUAUAAUCAGCUACCUGCCUGGCCUGCUGUAUAAAUUCAGCUGCAGCUACCCGCUGGAGUACCUGGUCAAUAACUCACAACUGGCAUCCUCCUCUGCAGCUAUUUCUGUCAAAGAUAACAACGGCACAUUUGUGAGCACGCUGAGUAUGAUCCUGUACAAUGACUCCACGUACAAUCAGCCUCUGUCCAUCCCCAUGUCCGGAUUGGCUUUGAAAACCAGAGUCUUUGCUGCUGUGAAAGCCACUAAUUUAGACAAACGAUGGAAUAUCUUGAUGGACUACUGUUACACAACCCCCUCAGGGAAUCCUAAUGAUGAACUUCGCUAUGACCUUUUCUUUGGCUGCUAUAAAGACCCCCAAACAACCGUCUUUGAGAAUGGGAAGAGCCAGAUGGGUCGGUUUUCCUUCGAAGUCUUCCGUUUUGUGAAGCACCGCCAUCAGAAGAUGUCCACCGUGUUUCUGCACUGCGUCACCAAGCUAUGCCGGGCAGACGACUGCAUCAUGCUCGUACCAAUCUGUGGGCGACGGCGCAGAAGGGAUGGAGGGCAGAGCCCUGGUUCCCUGCCAGCAGAUUCUGGGAACGCCAUUAUCACUGCAGGUCCAAUCAUCACCAGAAGUGAUGAAACCCCUGCCAACAACUCCCAGCUAGCAUCCGCUGAAUCCAAACACUCCAUGAACUCGAUGACAACUGCUCUGAUCACAGGUGUGGUCAUCCUGGGCGUGGUCAGUGUGGGCCUCUUCCUUUUGAUGCUCCGGCUCCUGCAGAAAUCCCGCCUCCCUGCAGCUGCAUCCUCAGGUGUUUGGAACCCAAGCUUUAAAUAAUUAAGGCGUUAUGUGUACAAGAAUUACACGGAGCUGCUUCCUGACUUUGCUUGUUUGCUUUGCGAUAUUUUACGUGUUUAUUGCGUUUUAGGUAUUUAUUGCCUCCAAUACCUCAUUUUUUUUAGCCUUUUGUUGUUAGGAAAUGCACCUCCAACAUUUUAAGUUUCUAUGCCAGUUUUUAUAAACAGAAUUCAACAUUCAAAAAAAUUGUAUCAAAUUUGGUUUAGUUAUGAACACACACACACAAAAUCACAACAGUUUUGCAUCUUUCUGUUUUUCAGUGCAGGCAUUCAACCCGUUGAAAAUCAGAAAAUAUGCAGUGUUUUAAAACCACAACUGGAUUUAAGGCUACAUGUUUGAACUGAGUUUCUUGUUUUUUUUAGGGGGUUGUAAGGGGAUGCUAUGUUUAAGAUGCUGUGCAUAAAAGUUCAAAAAUCUAUUUGCAAUAAAGGUGAACCCUAAAAGGACUAUAGCCUUUUAAAUUUGUUAAUGUUUUCACAUAGGAUUGAGAUUAUUAGAAGAGAUUAGCACUAAGACAAAGUACUUAUGCCCCACUUUCAUAUAGUGCAUUCGUUAAUAAACUGUGUGUGUUUUCUGUGACAAUAAAAUGAUUUUUUCAAUCUAG